This is a messenger RNA of Rhinopithecus roxellana (golden snub-nosed monkey), 6254 nucleotides long. RefSeq names its product ERCC excision repair 6, chromatin remodeling factor (gene ERCC6). NCBI's taxonomy places the organism in Eukaryota, Metazoa, Chordata, Mammalia, Primates, Cercopithecidae. Bases 166 to 6102 code for a protein of 1978 amino acids. The record is from RefSeq and is a predicted model, not a curated record. Gene Ontology annotation, biological process: transcription-coupled nucleotide-excision repair. Gene Ontology annotation, cellular component: nucleus. Gene Ontology annotation, molecular function: ATP-dependent chromatin remodeler activity; ATP binding; sequence-specific DNA binding. The transcript is spliced from 22 exons.
GUGGGAGUCACUGUUGGGGGCGGUGUCUACGGUUGAGCUGAGGGCGCAGGCGCCACGGCCCGUCUAGCCGGGUGCCCAGGCGGCUGGCGGCGGCAGCGGCAGCGGCAGCGGCAGAGUCUCCGUUUCCGUGUGGGCGGCCACGCAGCCCUGGAGAGUCUGUAGAGAAUGCCAAAUGAGGGAAUCCCCGACUCAAGUCAAACUCAGGAGCAAGACUAUUUACAGAGUCAACCUAUCAGUAAUAAUGAAGAAAUGGCAAUCAAGCAAGAAAGUGGUGGUGAUGGGGAGGUGGAGGAAUACCUGCCCUUUAGUUCCGUGGGUGACGGACUGUCCACCUCUGCUGAGGGGUGCGCAUCAGCAGCUCUGAGGAGAGGGCCAGCCCUGCUGCACAUCAACCGACGUCAGAUCCAGGCGGUGGAGCCUAGUGCCCAGGCCCUUGAGCUGCAGGGUUUGGGUGUGGACGUCUAUGACCAGGAUGUGCUGGAACAGGGUGUGCUUCGGCAGGUGGACAAUGCCAUCCAUGAGGCCAGCUGUGCCUCCCAGCUCGCUGACGUGGAGAAGGAGUAUCGGUCGGUCCUGGAUGACCUCACGUCAUGUACGACAUCACUAAGGCAAAUCAAUAAAAUUAUUGAACAGCUUAGCCCUCAAGCUGCCACCAGCAGAGACAUCAACAGGAAACUAGAUUCUGUAAAACGACAGAAGUAUAAUAAGGAACAACAGCUAAAAAAGAUCACUGCAAAACAAAAGCAUCUCCAGGCCAUCCUUGGAGGAGCAGAGGUGAAAAUUGAACUAGAUCACGCCAGUCUAGAGGAAGAUGCAGAACCGGGGCCAUCCUGUCUUGGCAGCAUGCUCAUGCCUGUCCAGGAGACUGCCUGGGAAGAGCUCAUCCGCACUGGCCAGAUGACACCUUUUGGUACCCAGAUCCCUCAGAAACAGGAGAAAAAGCCCAGAAAAAUCAUGCUCAAUGAAGCAUCAGGCUUCGAAAAGUAUUUGGCAGAUCAAGCAAAACUGUCUUUUGAAAGGAAGAAGCAAGCUACUUGUAAUAAAAGACCAGCUAGAAAAGCUCCAGCCUCAGUCACGCCUCCGGCUCCAGCGCAAAGUAAAAGCAAACCAAACAAGAAAGCCAAAGUUCUGUCCAAAAAAGAGGAGCGUUUGAAAAAGCACAUCAAGAAACUCCAGAAGAGGGCUUUGCAGUUCCAGGGGAAAGUGGGAUUGCCAAAGGCAAGGAGACCCUGGGAGUCAGACAUGAGGCCAGAGGCAGAGGGAGACUCUGAGGGUGAAGAGUCUGAGUAUUUCCCCACAGAGGAGGAGGAGGAGGAGGAAGAUGACGAGGUGGAGGGGGUGGAGGCGGACCUGUCUGGAGACUGUACUGACUAUGAGUUGAAGCCUCUGCCCAAGGGCCGGAAACAGCAGAAGAAAGUCCCAGUGCAGGAGAUUGACGACGACUUUUUCCCAAGUUCUGGGGAAGAAGCUGAAGCUUCUCCUAUAGGAGAAGGAGGAGGAGGAGGUCGGAAAGUAGGAAGAUACCAAGAUGAUGGAGAUGAAGAUUAUUAUAAGCAGCGGUUAAGUCCCAAGAUGCCUCGAACACUAAGUUUACAUGAAAUAACUGACCUUUUAGAGACAGAUGACAGCAUAGAAGCAAGUGCUAUAGUGAUACAACCACCUGAAAAUGCUACAGCACCUGUUUCUGAUGAGGAAUCAGGAGAUGAAGAAGGUGGAACAAUAAAUAAUCUGCCAGGUUCUUUGUUGCACACAGCUGCGUAUCUUAUUCAAGAUGGCUCUGAUGCUGAGUCUGACUCAGAUGAUCCCUCAUACGCACCUAAAGAUGACUCUCCUGACGAAGUUCCAUCUGUGUCUACUGUGCAGCAACCUCCACCAUCAAGGAGGAGGAAAAUGACAAAAAUUGUUUGCAAAUGGAAAAAAGCUGACCUAACCGUACAACCUGUAGCAGGUAGAGUUACAGCACCACCAAACGAUUUCUUCACCGAAAUGAGAACUCCCACAGAAAUUCUUGAACUUUUUCUUGAUGACGAGGUCAUUGAACUCAUUGUCAAGUACUCCAACUUAUAUGCUCACAGUAAAGGUGUACAUCUUGGCUUGACUAGCUCUGAAUUCAAAUGUUUUCUGGGAAUUAUUUUUCUGAGUGGUUAUGUUUCAGUUCCUAGAAGGCGUAUGUUUUGGGAACAAAGAACAGAUGUGCAUAAUGUACUGGUUAGUGCUGCCAUGAGACGUGACCGAUUUGAAACUAUAUUUUCUAAUUUGCAUGUUGCUGACAAUGCAAAUUUGGAUCCAGUGGACAAAUUUUCCAAAUUGCGACCUCUCAUAAGCAAACUCAAUGAGAGAUGCAUGAAAUUUGUUCCAAAUGAAACCUAUUUCAGCUUUGAUGAAUUCAUGGUUCCUUAUUUUGGUCGUCAUGGGUGCAAACAGUUUAUUCGGGGAAAGCCCAUUCGGUUUGGCUAUAAGUUUUGGUGUGGUGCCACCUGUCUGGGCUACAUUUGCUGGUUUCAGCCGUAUCAGGGUAAAAACCCAAAUACUAAACAUGAGGAAUAUGGUGUUGGUGCGUCACUUGUCCUUCAGUUUAGUGAGGCACUUACAGAGGCACACCCUGGACAAUACCAUUUUGUAUUCAAUAACUUUUUCACCAGUAUUGCACUUCUUGAUAAGCUCAGUUCAAUGGGACAUCAGGCAACAGGUACAGUGAGAAAGGAUCACAUUGACAAAGUUCCAUUGGAAUCAGAUGUAGCUUUAAAGAAAAAAGAAAGAGGCACAUUUGAUUAUCGAAUUGAUGGCAAAGGCAAUAUUGUCUGCAGAUGGAAUGAUAACAGUGUUGUCACUGUUGCCUCAUCUGGUGCUGGUAUCCAUCCCCUGUGUCUUGUCAGUCGUUAUUCCCAGAAAUUGAAAAAGAAGAUCCAAGUUCAGCAGCCAAACAUCAUCAAAGUGUAUAACCAAUUCAUGGGAGGCGUAGACAGAGCUGAUGAAAACAUUGAUAAGUAUCGGGCCUCAAUCCGUGGAAAGAAAUGGAGAUGGAAUAAACUGAGACUGCAGGACAAAGAGAAACGUCUGAAGCUGGAGGACGAUUCUGAGGAAAGCGAUGCUGAAUUUGAUGAAGGUUUUAAAGUGCCAGGUUUUCUGUUCAAAAAGCUUUUUAAGUACCAGCAGACAGGUGUUAGGUGGCUGUGGGAAUUGCACUGCCAGCAGGCAGGAGGAAUUCUGGGAGACGAAAUGGGAUUGGGCAAGACCAUCCAGAUAAUUGCCUUCUUGGCAGGUCUGAGCUACAGCAAGAUCAGGACGCGUGGUUCAAAUUACAGGUUUGAGGGGUUGGGUCCAACUGUAAUUGUCUGUCCAACAACAGUGAUGCAUCAGUGGGUGAAGGAAUUUCACACGUGGUGGCCUCCAUUCAGAGUGGCAAUUCUACAUGAAACCGGUUCCUAUACCCACAAAAAGGAGAAACUAAUUCGAGAUGUUGCUCAUUGUCAUGGAAUUUUGAUCACAUCUUACUCCUACAUUCGACUGAUGCAGGAUGACAUUAGCAGGUAUGACUGGCAUUAUGUGAUCUUGGACGAAGGACACAAAAUUCGAAAUCCAAAUGCUGCUGUCACCCUUGCUUGCAAACAGUUUCGCACCCCUCAUCGGAUCAUCCUGUCUGGCUCACCAAUGCAAAAUAACCUCCGAGAGCUGUGGUCACUCUUUGACUUCAUCUUCCCGGGAAAGUUAGGCACAUUGCCUGUGUUUAUGGAGCAGUUCUCCGUCCCCAUCACCAUGGGGGGAUAUUCAAAUGCUUCCCCAGUACAGGUCAAAACUGCUUACAAGUGUGCAUGUGUAUUACGAGAUACCAUAAAUCCAUAUCUACUACGGAGAAUGAAGUCAGAUGUCAAGAUGAGCCUUUCUUUGCCAGAUAAAAAUGAACAGGUCUUAUUUUGCCGUCUUACAGAUGAGCAGCAUAAAGUCUACCAGAAUUUCGUUGAUUCCAAAGAAGUUUACAGGAUUCUCAAUGGAGAGAUGCAGAUUUUCUCCGGACUCAUAGCCCUAAGAAAAAUUUGCAACCACCCUGAUUUGUUUUCUGGAGGUCCCAAAAAUCUCAAAGGUCUUCCUGAUGAUGAACUAGAAGAAGAUCAGUUUGGGUACUGGAAACGUUCUGGGAAAAUGAUUGUUGUUGAGUCUUUGUUGAAAAUAUGGCACAAGCAGGGUCAGCGAGUAUUGCUGUUUUCUCAGUCAAGGCAGAUGCUGGACAUACUUGAAGUAUUCCUUAGAGCCCAAAAGUAUACCUAUCUCAAGAUGGAUGGUACCACUACAAUAGCUUCAAGACAGCCACUGAUUACAAGAUACAAUGAGGACACAUCCAUAUUUGUGUUUCUUCUGACCACGCGGGUGGGCGGUUUAGGUGUCAACCUGACAGGGGCAAACAGAGUUGUCAUCUAUGACCCCGACUGGAACCCAAGCACAGACACGCAGGCCCGGGAGCGAGCAUGGAGAAUAGGCCAGAAGAAGCAGGUGACUGUGUACAGGCUCCUCACUGCGGGCACCAUUGAGGAAAAGAUCUACCACCGACAAAUCUUCAAGCAGUUUUUGACAAAUAGAGUGCUAAAAGACCCAAAACAAAGGCGUUUUUUCAAAUCCAAUGAUCUCUAUGAGCUAUUUACUCUGACUAGUCCUGAUGCAUCCCAGAGCACUGAAACAAGUGCGAUUUUUGCAGGAACUGGAUCAGAUGUUCAGACACCCAAAUGCCAUCUAAAAAGAAAGAUUCAACCAGCCUUUGGAACAGACCAUGAUGUUCUAAAACGCAAAAAGUUCCCUGCUUCUAACAUAUCAAUAAAUGAUGCCACAUCAUCUGAAGAUAAAUCUGAGGCUAAAGGAGCUGAAGUAAAUGUAGUACCUUCUAAUCAAAGUGAUCCUUUGAAAGAUGACCCUCACAUGAGUAGUAAUGUAGCUAGCAAUGAUAGGCUUGGAGAAGAGACAAAUACAGUAUCUGGACCGGAAGAGUCGUCAGUGAUUAGUGGAAAUGGGGAAUGUUCAAAUUCUUCAGGAACAGGCAAAACUUCUAGGCCAUCUGGUGAUGAAAGCAUUGAGGAAAAGUUGGGUCUUUCUUACAAAAGAGAAAGACCUAACCAGGUUCAAACAGAAUCUUUUUGGGAGAAUAAACAAAUGGAAAAUAAUUUUUGUAAGCACAAGUCAAAAACAAAACAUCAGAGUGUGGCAGAAGAAGAGACCCUAGAGAAACAUCUGAGACCAAAGCAAAAGCCUAAGAACCCUAAGCAAUGCAGAGACGCCAAGUUUGAAGGAACUCGAAUUCCACACCUGGUGAAGAAAAGGCGUUACCGGAAGCAAGGUAGUGAAAACAAGAGUGAGGCCAAGGAACAGAGCAAUGAUGAUUAUGUUUUGGAAAAGCUUUUCAAAAAAUCAGUUGGCGUGCACAGUGUCAUGAAGCACGAUGCCAUCAUGGAUGGAGCCAGCCCAGAUUAUGUACUGGUGGAAGCAGAAGCCAACCGAGUGGCCCAGGAUGCCUUGAAAGCACUGAGGCUUUCUCGUCAGCGGUGUCUGGGAGCAGUGUCUGGUGUUCCCACCUGGACUGGCCACAGGGGGAUUUCUGGUGCACCAGCAGGAACAAAGAGUAGAUUUGGUAAGAAAAGGAAUUCUAAUUUCUCUGUGCAGCAUACUUCAUCAACAUCUCCAAAAGAGAAGUGCCAGGAUGGCAUCAUGAAAAAGGAGGGAAAAGAUAAUGUCCCUGAGCAUUUUAGUGGAAGAGCAGAAGAUGCAGACUCUUCAUCCAGGGCCCUCGCUUCCUCCUCACUCUUGGCUAAAAUGAGAGCUAGAAACCACCUGAUUCUGCCAGAGCGUUUAGAAAGUGAAAGCAGGCACCUGCAGGAAGCUUCUGCCCUGCUUCCCACCACAGAACAUGAUGACCUUCUGGUGGAGAUGAGAAACUUCAUCGCUUUCCAGGCCCACACUGAUGGCCAGGCCAGCACUAGGGAGAUACUACAGGAGUUUGAAUCCAAGUUAUCUGCAUCACAGUCUUGUGUCUUCCGAGAACUAUUGAGAAAUCUGUGCACUUUUCAUAGAACUUCUGGUGGUGAAGGAAUUUGGAAACUCAAGCCAGAAUACUGCUAAACAACAUUGCUUCCUAAACUUUCAAGUCACUUUUUCUAACGGGCAUUUCUGAUUAUUAAUUUAUUAUUAAUAAUCAUGUUUGUCAACGGAAGUUGGCUGCACUUGAUGUUUGUUUGCAUGACAUCUACCUCAGAAUUAAAACUUUAAGAAGA